AUGUUGCCUUACCCUAACCCUCACAGUUUCUGGAUCUCCCGGGAACCCCCCGUGCAGGCGCCAAACCCUGCCGGCAGCUUCACUAUGGCGCCCCAAGCGUAUCUGGAUCAUCAGAUGCAGCACUACGACCACUUCUUCCCCGGCAACGCCAACCAGUUCAACAACUCCGAGACGCUGGAGGCCGUACUCAGGCCGCGCCCGUCGGCUGCUACUCCGGCGGCGACGGCGGCCGCGCAUGACGCGGCAAGAAACGGUGCCACCAUGGCCGUCACAGGGGCCGGCCACGCGAGGGCGCGGAAGCGUCCGUUCAGGACGGACCGGCACAGCAAGAUCCGGACGGCGCAGGGCGUCCGCGACCGCCGGAUGCGGCUCUCCCUCGACGUGGCGCGCGACUUCUUCGCGCUGCAGGACCAGCUCGGUUUCGACAAGGCCAGCAAGACGGUGGACUGGCUGCUCACUCAGUCCAAACCGGCCAUUGAACGCCUCUCCGCUGAGUCCUCUCGGCGGCCUAGCGUCGCCGGCGGCGGAGAAAACGGCGUGUCGUCGUCCCUCUCGUCGGCGGAGCGCGGGGGGCGCCGGCUCAAGGAGACGGAGACUGCUGGUGCCGGGUCAGGUAAGGGGGAAGUGGAUCAUAUGGAGAGGGUGAUGAUGAUGAGGGCCAGAGGUGGCGGGACGACGACGUCGGUUCUCAUGGAGCAGAUGAACGGGGGGCUCAUGUCGUCCCCGAUGGCUGUCAGCGGGGAGUACUGCUAUGACCUCGGCGACAUGGUGUACAACAAUGGAGGAGAAUGCGAUGACGAUGGCGAGUACGAGGAAGACGGUGAUUUCUUGGACGGUAUGCAAUACUAA
Lolium rigidum is the source of this 849-nucleotide messenger RNA. RefSeq names its product transcription factor TCP18-like. The coding region runs from base 1 to 849 and encodes 282 amino acids. The transcript has a single exon. Gene Ontology annotation, biological process: regulation of secondary shoot formation. Gene Ontology annotation, cellular component: nucleus. The record is from RefSeq and is a predicted model, not a curated record. Lineage: Eukaryota; Viridiplantae; Streptophyta; Magnoliopsida; Poales; Poaceae. Gene Ontology annotation, molecular function: sequence-specific DNA binding; DNA-binding transcription factor activity.